Molecule: messenger RNA, 774 nt
Organism: Guillardia theta CCMP2712
Lineage: Eukaryota; Cryptophyceae; Pyrenomonadales; Geminigeraceae
Exons: 10
Coding region: 1-774 (257 amino acids)
Source: RefSeq, a predicted model, not a curated record
AUGAGUAUGACAGGGUGGAUCCUCAAGAGAACCCCCGUCAAGGACGAGAGCGAAGAGGUUCAGGUGCUGGAGGACAUACUGAAGGCGAGCAGCGUCGAGCAAGUGAGAUCCAUCGCAAGCAGACGGUUGGAAACAAUCCGCUCAGGACAGGCAGCAGCUCCCUCCGGCGGCAAGGAGAAGAGGGAACACAGCGCAAGAGUCGAGGAGACCCUGCGAGCUCUGCAUGCUAAGAAAUUUCAGUCGGAAGCCACGACGGGGGAGUACUGGGAAAACGCCUUCUCUCAUGGGUUAAAGGUGUACGAGGACUACAAUGACACUGGGCCAUCCUUUACAAGUACGUUGUCGGUUCGAGACUAUGAAAUGCUGAAAGAGACGCUCGACGACAACGGUUUUUUCGCCUCCCCGAGUCUGGACUGGGGAAAAGACAUCUGCUUCAACGAGAUGAUCGAGGCGAUGAAAGAGUUGAAGAGCAAGGGUUGGCCUGCUUGCUUCAUCUUCGCAUACCAGCAGCCAUGGCACCUGAUCGACAAGUUGUUCGACUUCGCUGAACAGAUUCUCGAGACCGACCAGAUCGCGAUCGAGCCCUCCGUGUUUGCCUGGCACCUGGAUCCUCCGGUUGGAGAGCCCUGGAGGGCCGGCAACAACGGCUUCAACCUGCCGCACAGGGACUUCACCUAUGACGAGACGUUCGAUGAGGAAGGGAACCUCAAGGUUUCCCCCUCCAAGGAAUCAGACCUCUCGAAGCUCAGGCUGGAGCAGGUGCAGCCCGUCUGA